CCUGCCCCUUCCUGUGCUGGAGGCAGGCAGAGCUGAAUGGGGCAGGAGAGGUUGGGGCGGGGACCAGGGAAGGAGAGGCCGGGAGGGAGGUCCAGGCAGGGAGCCCUAGCUGGGAGCCGAGCCGGAUCCAGCCUGCAGCCCCAGGUUGGAGGAGGAGGAGGAGGAAGAGGAAGAGGAGCAGCAUCGGCCUGCCCUGUCGGUGGUGGCAGCGCAGCAGCAGCAGCAGCAGCAGCAGCAGCAGCAGCCCUCCCCCCAGGUCCCCUCCCCCUCCCAGGGCAUCCUCCUCUGCUGCUCAGCCCGUGGAAGCCUGUGCUCUUCAUCCCCAGCUAGGCUCGCUCAGGGCCCUCCUCGCCCCUCCCCCGCCGGCUCCCAGCCGGGGGCAUUGUUCCCUGGGCAGGGCGGGGCCAUGGGGGUCUGGCCUGCGGCCCGGGGUUUGGGGGGGCCCCCAGGAGGCCUCUGAGCCCAUCCUGCCCCGGCCUGCCUCCCGCGGCCAUGGUGGACCCCGUGGGCUUCGCCGAGGCGUGGCGGGCACAGUUCCCAGCCUCGGAGCCUCCCCGGAUGGAGCUGGGCUCGGUGAGCGCCAUCGAGCAGGAGCUGAGGCGCUGCCAGGCAUCCAUCCGGAGGCUGGAGGUGGAGGUGAACCAGGAGCGCUUCCGGAUGAUCUACCUGCAGACGCUGCUGGCCAAGGAGCGCAAGAGCUAUGACCAGCGGCGCUGGGGCUGCCCCGACCCCGGCCCGGCAGACAGGAAGCCCCAGGACGCCGAGGGCUCCCCGCAGCCGCAGCCGCCCCCUCGAAGCGGAGGCCGGGGCCAGCCGCCCAGCGUGGCCGCUCUCAGGUCCACCUUCGAGCGUGCCCGGGCUGGGGAGGAGAAGCCCUUCUAUGUGAACGUGGAGUACCACCACGAGCGGGGCCUGGUGAAGGUCAACGACAGGGACGUGUCCGAGCGCAUCAGCAGCCUGGGCAGCCAGGCCAUGCAGCAGGAGCGCCGCAAGGCGGGCCCGGCCGCGGCCACCGACUACGAGGACGCUGAGCUGAACCCCCGCUUCCUGAGGGACAACCUGCUCAGCGCCCGGCCGCCCGCCGACCUCCAGCCCUACCAGAGCGUCUACGUCGGGGGCCCCGCGGCCUGGCGGGAGCAGGACAAGCCCCUGACGUGGCCCCGCGGUGCCUCCUCCCCCCGCAGCUUCGAGGAGCUCGGUGGGGGCGGCUACACCCCGGACUGCAGCUCCAACGAGAACCUGACCUCCAGCGAGGACGACGACGAGGACGACGACGAGGACGGCGACGGCUCCUCCAGCCGCGCGUCCCCCAGCCCGGGCGCCGGGGCCCCCAAGAGCCGCUCCCCCUCCCAGAACUCCCAGCAGUCCCUGGACAGCAGCAGCAGCCCCCCGACGCCCCAGGCCCAGAGGCGGCCCCGGCCGGGCCAGGUGGUCGUGGCCGAAGCCACCAUCGUGGGCGUCCGCAGGACCGGCCAGAUCUGGCCCGCAGGAGGUGGCGGCACCGGGGACGAGCCUGCCCGGGCCCAGGACGCCGCGUUCCCUGGAGACCCAGACACGUCCUUCGGCACGCCGCCGGGCUAUGCCUAUGACGCCGACCACGCGGAGCAGCAGCGGCGCUGGCAGGAGCCUCGAAUGCCGUACAUUGACGACUCACCCUCGUGCUCGCCCCGGCUCGGCGGCCAGAGCAGGGGCAGCCCAGCCUCGGGCACGAGCGAGCCGGACGCAGAGAAGGGCCUGGAGAUGAGGCGGUGGGUGCUGUCGGCCAUCCUGGACAGUGAGAAGACCUACCUGGGCCACCUGGAGGCUCUGCUGCUGCCCAUGAAGCCUCUGAAGGCGGCCGCCACCACGUCGCAGCCGGUGCUGAGCGGGCAGCAGAUCGACACCAUCUUCUUCAAGGUGCCAGAGCUCUACGAGAUCCACAAGGAGUUCUACGACGGGCUGGGCCCCCGCGUGGACUGCUGGAGUCAGCAGCAGCGUGUGGGCGACCUCUUCCAGAAGCUGGCCAGCCAGCUCGGGGUUUACCGGGCCUUCGUGGACAACUACGAGGCCGCCAUCGAGAUGGCCGACAAGUGCUGCCAGGCCAACGCACAGUUCGCCGAGAUCUCUGAGAACCUGCAAGCCCGCGGCGCCAAGAGCUCCAAAGACCCGACACCCAAAAACUCUCUGGAAACUCUGCUCUACAAGCCAGUGGACCGUGUGACCCGCAGUACCCUGGUGCUCCACGACCUGCUGAAGCACACGCCCGCUGGGCACCCCGACCACCCCCUGCUGCAGGACGCCCUCAGGAUCUCCCAGAACUUCCUGUCCAGCAUCAACGAGGAGAUCACGCCGCGCCGGCAGUCCAUGACAGUCAAGAAGGGCGAGCAGCACCGGCAGCUCCUCAAGGACAGCUUCAUGGUGGAGCUGGUGGAGGGGGCGCGCAAGCUGCGGCACGUCUUCCUCUUCACAGACCUCUUCCUGUGCGCCAAGCUCAAGAAGCAGACGGCAGGCAAAAGUCAGCAGUACGACUGCAAGUGGUACAUCCCGCUCACGGACCUGAGCUUCCAGACGCUGGACGAGGCCGACGCGGCACCCGCCAUCCCGCUGGUGCCCGACGAGGAGCUGGACGCCAUGAAGACGAAGAUCUCCCAGAUCAAGAGCGACAUCCAACGCGAAAAGAGGGCCCACAAGGGUGGCCGAGCCCUGGAGCGGCUGAAGAAGAAGCUCUCGGAACAAGAGUCUCUGCUCCUGCUCAUGUCGCCCAGCAUGGCCUUCAGGGUCCACAACCGCCACGGCAAGAGCUACACCUUCCUCAUCUCCUCCGACUACGAGCGCGCCGAGUGGAGGGAGCACGUGCGGGAGCAGCAGAAGAAAUGCUUUAAGAGCUUCUCGCUAACCUCGGUGGAGAUUCAAAUGCUGACCAACUCGUGCGUCAAGCUGCAGACGGUCCACCACAUCCCCCUGACCAUCAACAAGGAGGAUGACGAAGCGGCCGGCCUCUACGGGUUCCUGAACGUCAUCGUCCACUCGGCCACGGGCUUCAAGCAGAGCUCGAAUCUCUACUGCACUCUGGAGGUGGACUCCUUCGGCUACUUCGUGAACAAGGCCAAGACGCGCGUCUACAGGGACACGACGGAGCCCAACUGGAAUGAGGAGUUCGAGAUCGAGCUGGAGGGCUCCCAGACCUUACGGAUUCUGUGCUAUGAGAAGUGCCACCACAAGGCCAAGCUUCCCAAGGACGACGGGGAGCCCACGGACCGCAUGAUGGGCAAAGGGCAGAUGCAGCUGGACCCCCAGGCCCUGCAGGACAAAGACUGGCAGCGAACUGUCAUCGCCAUGAACGGGAUUGAGGCCAAGCUCUCUGUGAGGUUCAGCAGCCGCGAGUUCAGCCUGAAGAGGAUGCCGUCCCGCAAGCAGACGGGUGUCUUCGGGGUCCAGAUCUCCGUCGUCACCAAGCGGGAGAGGUCCAAGGUACCCUACAUCGUGCGUCAGUGUGUGGAGGAGAUCGAGCGCCGCGGCAUGGAGGAAGUGGGCAUCUACCGUGUGUCCGGGGUGGCCACCGACAUCCAGGCCUUGAAGGCUGCUUUCGACGUCAACAACAAAGACGUGUCGGUGAUGAUGAGCGACAUGGACGUCAAUGCCAUCGCCGGCACGCUAAAGCUGUACUUCAGGGAGCUGCCUGAACCCCUCUUCACAGACGCACUGUACCCCAGCUUCGCAGAGGGCAUCGCGCUUUCGGACCCUGUGGCCAAGGAGAGCUGCAUGCUGAACCUGUUGCUGUCCCUGCCUGAGCCCAGCCUCCUCACCUUCCUCUUCCUCCUGGACCACCUAAAAAGGGUGGCGGAGAAGGAGACCCUCAACAAGAUGUCCCUCCACAACCUGGCCACCGUCUUCGGGCCAACCCUGCUCCGGCCCUCCGACAAGGAGAGCAAAGUCCUACCGACCCCGAGCCAGCCCAUCAGCAUGGCCGACAGCUGGUCCCUGGAGGUCAUGGCCCAGGUCCAGGUGCUGCUCUACUUCCUGCAGCUAGAGACGCUCCCAGCCCCCGAUGCCAAGAGGCAGAGCGUCCUUUUUUCCACCGAAGUGUGAUGGCUGUAGGAUGCCGGCAUCCACGGGCCGGGCGGCCCCUGGGUCAGGAGGCAGGGAUGCCGGGGCAGCAGAGCUCUUACCAACCAGGGGUCCCUGGCCUGGGCAGGAAGGGCUGCUGGUUCCUGUCCUCUCACCUCAGAGGCCCCAAGGCCUCCCCUCUCUUUGCUGGGGGAAAGGCUUGCAAGUGGAGCUGGGCCCCCCCAAGGAGGACCCUCAGGAAGUCUGGUGGAGAACACCCCGUGCUGCCCCCUCUCCUGCUGGCUCUCUGCAAGGCCCCCGACGCCCUCUGGAGUUCGCUCGCUCGCCCCAACCUUCCUGUUCGCCUCGUGCCCAAAGAGACUCAGCUCCAGGAUGCUCGAGGCCUCUCUCAAGGCUGGCCGUGUCCAGAAGGGGCCGGACUCUCGGGGACGAGGGCUGGGCUGCCCUACAGGGAACAUGUCCUUCCGUCCAUGUGGGCCUGUUCCUGCCCCCUUGCUCUUAUUUAUGGGGGACGUGGAAUAUUGAAUAUUAAAUGCCACAUUCUAGGGUGUGUUGGCACGUGA
Molecule: messenger RNA, 4610 nt
Organism: Monodelphis domestica (gray short-tailed opossum)
Lineage: Eukaryota; Metazoa; Chordata; Mammalia; Didelphimorphia; Didelphidae
Gene: BCR
Product: BCR activator of RhoGEF and GTPase
Biological process (GO): intracellular signal transduction; protein phosphorylation; positive regulation of GTPase activity
Cellular component (GO): membrane
Molecular function (GO): GTPase activator activity; guanyl-nucleotide exchange factor activity; protein serine/threonine kinase activity
Source: RefSeq, a predicted model, not a curated record